Messenger RNA from Xenia sp. Carnegie-2017, 513 nucleotides. RefSeq names its product actin, cytoskeletal 4-like. The record is from RefSeq and is a predicted model, not a curated record. NCBI's taxonomy places the organism in Eukaryota, Metazoa, Cnidaria, Anthozoa, Malacalcyonacea, Xeniidae.
AUGGGGCACUUGCGAUGUAAUAUAAAGGAGAAGCUAUGCUUUGUCGCCUUGGAUUUCGCAGAAAUGCAAACAGCGGCAACGAGCUCAAGUUUAGAAAAAUCUUAUGAAAUACCUGAUGGUCAGGUUAUUACAUUUGGCAAUGAGCGAUUCAGAUGCCCUGAAGCACUCUUCCAACUCUUUCUUGGUAUGGAGUCUACAGGUAUCCAUGAAACUUGUUACAAUUCAAUCAUGAAGUGUGAUGUUGAUAUCCGUAAGGAUCUUUAUGCCAACACUGUCCUCUCUGGUGCAACCAUGUAUUCUGGUAUUGCUGACAGAAUGCCGAAAGAAAUCAUUGCCCUUGCCCCUCCCACAAUGAAAAUUAAGGUUAUUGCUCCACCAGAAAGAAAGUACUCUGUCUGGAUUGGUGGCUCCAUUUUGGCUCUUUCCACCUUCCAACAGAUGUGGAUCUCGAAACAAGAAUACGACGAAUCUGGACCUUCGAUGUGCAAGGAAAUGCUUCUAGAUUGCUUUUGA